Molecule: messenger RNA, 866 nt
Organism: Serpula lacrymans var. lacrymans S7.9
Lineage: Eukaryota; Fungi; Basidiomycota; Agaricomycetes; Boletales; Serpulaceae
Product: carbohydrate-binding module family 1 protein
Exons: 6
Coding region: 93-866 (257 amino acids)
Biological process (GO): carbohydrate metabolic process
Cellular component (GO): extracellular region
Molecular function (GO): cellulose binding
Source: RefSeq, a predicted model, not a curated record
CCCUUUGUUUCGCUUGGUAUUUGGGCUAUAAAAUCAGGGUAAACGCUGCCUUGGCGGUCAUCCCCAAGCCCUCGACACCCGGGAAAAGCAGGAUGUUUAGCCACCUCCUCACUACAAUUAUUCUCUCCAUCGGUUUUCGAGCCGUGACUGUCGUGGCGCAAAGCGCUACAGCUUACUGCGAUUCCACGAGUGGUAUCUGUUAUGCAGGCUAUACAGACCCAACUUUGAAUAUCACAGUUGGCCUUGUCUUACCCCCUUUGUCUACCGGAACCACGCCUAACGCGACUGAAUUCGUUGCGGAAUUGAUUGCGCCUGCCAGCUAUGGCUGGACCGGUCUCAGCGUUGGGGGUACUAUGGCAGACAGCCUUUUGUUCACGAUGUGGCCUUACAAUGGCGAAGUCAUAUUUGGCCCUAGGUGGACUUCCGGUUAUGUGCAACCUCUUCCCUACUCUGGUCCCAUUAUCACCAUGCUUCCCGACACGAUGGUAAACAGUACUCACAUCAAGGCAUCUUUCCGCUGCCAGAAUUGCACAACAUGGAAUGGCGGCGCACUUGGAAGUGGUGAUCUGAGCGGAUUCCAGCUUAUCGCCUAUGUCGCGUCGGAUGACACACCCGUUGAUGAUCCUUCCAACGUCGCAUCCAACUUCACGGAGCAUGACCAGAUGAACUUCUUCGGUCUUGAUUUAUCGAUCUCCCACUCUACGAAUUACUCCACAUAUAUCGGGACCACCGGCACAUCUCCAAGUGAGCCUACUCAGACCGAGUACGGUCAGUGCGGUGGGACUGGUUGGACGGGACCAACAGUGUGUGUAACUGGGACUGAUUGCACUGAAGUCAGCCCCCCGUAUUAUAGCCAGUGCCUGUGA